Pelobates fuscus (common spadefoot toad) is the source of this 5881-nucleotide messenger RNA. It is a transcript of the gene GLI1, whose product is annotated as GLI family zinc finger 1. The record is from RefSeq and is a predicted model, not a curated record. Lineage: Eukaryota; Metazoa; Chordata; Amphibia; Anura; Pelobatidae. Bases 188 to 4306 code for a protein of 1372 amino acids. Gene Ontology annotation, molecular function: RNA polymerase II cis-regulatory region sequence-specific DNA binding; DNA-binding transcription factor activity, RNA polymerase II-specific. Gene Ontology annotation, cellular component: nucleus. Gene Ontology annotation, biological process: smoothened signaling pathway; regulation of transcription by RNA polymerase II. The transcript is spliced from 12 exons.
AUGUCAAAAUUCUAAAUCAAUCUCAGUGGAUUUUUAAGAAGUGUUUAACCCUCUGUGAAAAAAAAACAAAAAACUGAAGAUAUCCCAGGGGCACGUAAGAGGAGAUUUGGAGCCCCCUGCCCCAAUCUGGAUGCAAGCUUAUGGCGCAAACAUUCUGAUGUUUAACUGACUGAAGACUUUUCACCUGAUGGCGUCCCGCCAGUGUCCUCCUUCUCUCUUCAACUCAAUGAAUGCUCCUGUGAACAAUUAUGUAGAACACUGUUACCUAAGGACGCCAAACAUGAUGUCUGAAGGCAUGAAUGAGAUGCCAUACUGUCAUCAGAACAAUCUCAUGGCCAGCCAUCAUGGUUUUGGAAUGGCACAACCAAAUGAGCACAUGACUGGAGGGGAUGGCUCCCGUUUCUCCACUCCUCGAAGUUCUAUGAAACUGAGCAAAAAGAGGGCAAUGUCUAUCUCCCCACUAUCAGAUGCCAGCAUUGAUCUGCAAACAAUGAUACGGACAUCUCCCAACUCCCUGGUGGCAUUCAUCAACUCCCGCUGCUCUUCAGCCAAUGGUUCUUAUGGCCAUUUGUCCAUAGGAACCAUCAGUCCUUCUCUUGGAUAUCAAAAUUGCCUUAACCACCAGAAACCGCAAGCUGCAGCUUACGGCAGUAAUACUUUGAUGCCUUAUAAUUCCCAUGAGCAUAUGUCCUGCCGAGGGAUGGGUGUGAUACCAUCCCGAAACUCCAUCAAGCACUGCCAGUUAAAGUCUGAGCCACUAUCCAGCACAAAUAUGGAUCCUCUAAUCAGCAAACGAUUGGAGGAUGGAUCUGAAGGAGAUAUUUCGAGCCCUGCAUCUACUGGGACACAGGAUCCAUUGCUGGGGUUGCUGGAUGGACGCGAUGAUUUAGAAAAAGAUGACGGGAAACAUGAACCAGAAACUGUGUACGAAACCAACUGUCACUGGGAAAGCUGCACAAAGGAGUUUGACACCCAGGAGCAUCUUGUCCAUCACAUAAACAAUGAACAUAUACAUGGCGAGAAGAAGGAGUUUGUAUGUCAUUGGCAGGAUUGCUCGCGGGAGCUGAGACCGUUUAAAGCCCAAUACAUGCUUGUCGUUCAUAUGAGAAGACACACCGGAGAGAAACCCCAUAAGUGCACAUUUGAGGGAUGCAACAAAGCCUACUCUCGAUUGGAGAACUUGAAAACUCACUUGAGGUCUCACACUGGGGAGAAACCAUAUGUCUGUGAGCAUGAGGGUUGCAAUAAGGCUUUCUCUAAUGCCUCAGACCGAGCUAAGCACCAGAACCGCACUCAUUCCAAUGAGAAACCAUAUGUGUGCAAGAUCCCUGGAUGCACCAAGCGGUACACAGAUCCAAGCUCUCUCAGGAAGCAUGUAAAGACUGUGCACGGGCCCGAGGCGCAUAUCACCAAGAAGCACCGUGGAGAUGGCAUGCCCAGAAGUAAUGUCAUGCAUGAGGGAGCUAGUGUUCAGGGUAUUAAAGGUGACAUUCAGCAGGACUUAGAAACCGGUUCCUCACGAGAGGCACGUAAAGAGGAAGGACGACUGACUGUUCCAGACUUAGCUCUGAAGUCCCAGCCCAGUCCUGGUGGACAGUCAUCUUGCAGCAGUGAAAGGUCUCCACUGGGAAGUACCAACAACAAUGAUAGUGGAGUAGAAAUGAAUGCCAAUACGGGUGGAAGCUUUGAGGAUCUCUCAAACCUUGAGGACAUCCCCUCAGUUGAAUCCAUGGGUACUGCAGGAGCUUCUGCUCUAAGAAAGCUGGAAAAUCUCAGGAUUGACAAGCUUAACCAGCUACGCAAAGCUCCAUCUUCUGGAAAAACAGUUAAACUCCCUUCUAUACAUAACUCUGGUCAUCAGAAUGAACUGGCAAACAUGUGUGGUCCACUUGGAAUGACCCAUUCCCACCACACUAUGGAAUUGUCUGCAAGUGAGCAUAUUAACCAGCUUAAUGAUCGACGGAACAGUACCACCAGCACAAUGAGCUCAGCCUACACAGUGAGUCGGAGAUCUUCAGUUGUUUCACCUUACCUUUCCAACCAAAGGCCUGGUGAUGUUGGGAGCAUAGCAGAAUCAUAUGACCAAAGUUCUUCAGAAAAUACUAGGCAUUCCGGUGAAGCUGUACGUGCAACUGGACUCCCUGGCCUAACUCCAGCACAGCAUUACAGAUUAAAGGCUAAAUAUGCUGCAGCAACUGGCGGUCCACCACCCACACCUCUUCCCAACAUGGAGAGAAUGAGUGGAAACAAUAGGAUGGCAUUCAUUGGCAAUGAUUACAGAGGGUCUUCCAUCUCUUCUAUGUUAGCAAACAAUGGUCAGAGAAGACAUAGUAGUAAUGAAUAUCACAGUUAUGGUACUGGCAUAAUGCACCCUGCUCAGGCACCAGGUGCUGGCAUAAGAAGAGCUAGUGAUCCUGUAAGAACUGGGGGAGAAACUCAAGUGGGGCCUAAAGUUCAACGCUUCAAGAGUAUGUCAAGUAUGAACACGUCAAUGUUAGGAAGACAGAAUGUUGGCUUGCAGCAAGCAUAUGGAGGUUCUGAUGCCAGCUUACAGAGGAAUAUGUAUUUCCCUCGACCUCCAAGCAUUAGUGAAAAUGUUUUCAUGGAAACUAGUGGCACAGAUGGAGCUUCUCACUGCAAAGAGCAUAAUAUGAUGAUUUCUAAUGAGGUUCAGCAAUAUGUAAACUACCAAGGUCCAGGAUCUCAAGUUGUUGCUCCUGGUAACCAGAUGAAUUUCAACCCCCAGCUUCAAAGUGUAGAUAUGCAAAACCAAAAUGUCUAUGCCAACUCCACCAGAGCUAUGGGCAGUACACACUUAAAUCCAGAUAACCAUGCAGUGCAGAGUAGUGUUUUAGGUAAUAUGGAUUAUAACCAGUGCCAACUUUCAGCUCACAAUCAACCUUUCCAGAACCCCAGGCAAUUGACCAACAGCUCAAACAUGCCUGUUCAGUGGAAUGAAGUAAGCUCGGGAUCAGUAAAUAUGUCUUCUAGCCAGGGACCAAAUCACCAAAUAAUACAACCAAAUAUGCCAGCUGGAAAUCAGUGUAACAAUCAGUACACUACACCUACAGAGCCAGCCAAGCAAGUUUGCAUUGGAAGCAAUAAUUCAUGUCAGCAAGGGGUCUUUGCUAAUAACCAAAGGUAUAACCAUUUGGGUCAGGUGCAGAUCAAACCAGAACAACAGUUCCAUCACACUAUGCCCUCAGUAAUGUCCUGUCAGAACAUGAAAAAACCCUCAAUGCAGCAGCAUGCUUUUAACCAAUCACAAACAAUGGCUAUAGCUCCUGCAGAUGUCACUUGUGAUUACCAAGGACAGCAUGAUGCCCAGCAGAAUAGUCCCUUCAAUGUUGGUCUUAAUCCCAGCAUGCUUAGUCCCCAGGGUCGUAGGUCUCAGACACCUAUGAUGCAAGUAAAGGAAAUGAUGGUUAGAAACUAUGUCCAGUCUCAACAAGCACUAAUGUGGGAACAACAUCCAAAAAACCUACCAAUGAUAAACAGCACAGGAGAAGACGUGGAUACUGCCCAGAGCCAUCAUAGAAAUACACCUCAUUCCCAGGUAUAUAUGAGUCCCAAGUACGUGAAUUACCAAAGCAAAUCAGUACAAAAUAACCUAAUGAGCCCAAAUUCCCAAGAUGGACAAUCAAUUCAUGCUAAAGUUAUAAGGAGUCCAGGUAGUCAGUGUUAUAAUUUAGAUGUGGUACCACAUCCACCCUGCGGUCCCAAACCUUUGAGCAGGCAGCACAGUAUAUCCAGCCAGUCAACCUACAUGGGAAGUCCACCUCAUCUCAGUCCAUCUUAUUCUUCUGAAUCCAGUCCUAGGAGAUUGGGCUGUCUUCCACCAGUCCACUCUCAACCGGAAACCAAUGACAAUGCUGCCAUGAUGUAUUUCCCAAUGCAAGAAAUGCAUCAUGGGAAGGUAGGAAUGCACAAACUUGCUCCUGAAAUAAAUCACAAUCAAAGCAGUUGCAAUAGACAGCAACAUGGCCAAUACAAUUCCAAUGUAAAUUUCCUAAAGACAGAUGCAAUGCCUUACACAACUCCAUGUCCAGUCUCCAACCCGUUGGACAGUCUGGAUUUGGAAAAUACUCAGAUCGAUUUUGCUGCCAUUAUAGAUGAUACUGACCAUUCUUCAAUAGUACCAAGUAACUUAAGUCCAGGUGGCCUACCAAGCUCUUCUCAGGUUUCCUCGCAUCUGAACACACCUCACAAUCCAGCAGCAAUGGUUCCAAACAUGGCUGUAGGAGAUCUGAACUCCAUGUUGACUUCUUUAAGUGGAGAAAACAAGUUCCUUAACACUAUAUCUUGAGUAAUAUUGAAAUGAACUGAAUGGAACGUCUAUGACAACUGCCCAGGUCAAACUGAUCUUACAUGGUGCAGAGCUUGCCUACAAUUCUUAGUUCUCUUUCAAAAUUCUAAGAUAUAUUAAAUUGUAUGCUUCAAAAGAAAAACAAGAAGUUAAAAGCACACUUGUCUAUUUCUCUAGAAAACUGCUUCAUAGAAUCACUAUAAAUUCUUCACUUUAUUGUGACAUUUUAAAUGCUGACAUUUUUUGCACAUAUUGGUUGAAUUACAACCCUAUUAAUGAUUGACUAGAUAAAUUGAUGUAGAAGCCUUGGGUGACAUAAUUUAGAAAAAAAUAAAUAAAACAACUGAAUGUAGGUUAAUGAUGACCGUAAUUUGGUUAAAUGCUUCAGUAAGACCAUGUAUAACUUUGCAACAGGACACCUCAGUAGAACACAAGGGGACAGUAAUGGUACUGUAAAUACAUUUGUCUUUACAUGAAAUACUUUUAUAGAUUUGCUUUUUAUAUUCCUCAUACUCAAUAUUUCUUAUAUUCCUCAUAUUUAAAAGCUGUAUAGCUACUUACUGUUUUGAAACAAUAGGCAGUUUGUCAUUAACUGUGGCCUUCUGUGAUCAGGAAUGAAAUUCAAUAUGUAGAAAUGCAUCCAGUCCCUCAAAAUAGUGCUAGGUGUAAGCUUACUUAAAUAACAAAUGAAUAACAAUACAUGAAAUAAUAAAUGUGCCUUUCAAUCUAUGUAGCGUACAAUCAGAAAAAUAUGACAUAUUAGUCUUGCCCGGAAUUGUCGAUUGGUAAAAGAUAAACUAAACCCAUCCUUGGUGGUGAAAGGACUUAAUACCUAAUGAUUUUUGGAAUGUCUACAGUAAAUGCUGAUUUCAAUGCAUAUUUUGUAUGUGAUUAAGCUAAUGAUAUAGAACCCAAGAGCUUUCACAAUAGCUCCUACAUUAUGUAACAUUCAUACAUAAAAUAGCUAAAAACAGUAAGAAUACAUCCUGAAUAUAACUAUCUGAAUUAGUAUUUUUUUUUUCUUUCCUAUCCACUUUGCAACUUCCAUUAUCUAUUUUCAUUAUCAUAUAGGUCUUCUUGCAAUAUUAGAUUUACUAUAUUUGAAUCAGGGUGCUUUAUGAUGUAAAGAACGUUUUAUAUUAAGGCAUUACUGUCCUUUUAAGGUUCUAGAUCUUUAUUCCCUCUAUUCACGUUUGCUACAUAAAUUUCACUGAAAAACAUGGGUACGAGAUAGAUUUCUAUCACUAAGUCCUGAACAUUUAAUAUAUAUUGCUUUCAAUCCACGGUACAAAUCAGUUAUUGGAAGUAUGCUGGACUUCCAUAAUUUCAUCCUACUGCUGCCCCGACUAUAAUCUUCCAGCCCUAUAAUUUUUCAAUAAUAUAGUAUCGAAAAGUACCAAAGAACACAUCUUCUACAAAAUGUCACAAUUUUUAGCCUCAAUUAUAUUUAGUUUGUAAUGUUUUAGCUUGACAAAAGAAUAUAAAUAUAUGUAUAAAGUUUAGAACUUAUGACCAGUUCCAGAAUUUGAAAUAUCUUUUGUAUUUGUACUUUACUUACUAAAGAUUGAAAUGAUA